ACCCUAAAAUAGAAAACUCUGUUUAGUUGUGAAACAUUUUCGUCACACUGACGCUCUCAUAGUUACACAGAUGAUGAACCAACGAAUCGACCAUAUCAAACGUUAAAAUUCUCGAUCAUACCACACUCUCUUCAGAUGCCUAAAUCACAUCGAUUCUUCUAAACAAUUACAACAACUUGUUUUCAGUUUUCUCAUCAACCGAACGGUGGGUCUUCUUUUGAGUUUGAGAAUGGUGUCGUUGUCAAAUGGUGGUUUACCUGAUGGGAAUCCGAACAAGCGGCCGAUACCCGCCGGUGGUGGUUCAUCUUCUGGUGUUGUUUUGCCCAAGUAUAAGCCUAGGAGAGUUUCAUGUGUUCGUGAUUUUCCGCCAAUGUGUGGACCGAAUGCUCCUGGGAUCAAUUUGAGGCCUCGGGAGACGGGGGUGGCAUUGGUUAGUGAUGAGAAAAUUUCUGUGGGCGGUGAAAGUAAGGUUGGUGUUGUAGAGACGUAUUGUGAUAAAACUGCUGAGGUUGGGGAUAGGUCCGAGUCUCAUGAAUUAGUAAAAAGUCUGGUAAAGUUGGAAACGCUUGAAUCGGUGGAUGAUUUGGUGGGGAAGGUGGUUUCUGCAGAUGGGAUGGUUCAUGGGGAUGAUAAAUUGUCGCCAAAGGUGGACUCUUUAAGAACUGGAUUGGAGAAAGACUCAGAAGAUCCAUCAGAAGUGUCGAAAGAGUCGCAUGAGGUGCAGGUUCAAAUUAAGGUGGAAAAUGUAGGUGCACUGGAAAACGAACCUGCAUUGGAAAUUGGUGCUCCAGCUGAUGGGGUUGUCCCAGUGGGUAGUGCAAAAUUGCGGUCUGCACCGAAGUGGUCAGAGGCUGCUGUCCUGAAAGCUAAAUAUCGCCCAAGAAGAGUUUCAGCUACCCGUGACUUUCCUGCAUUUUGUGGAAUAAAUGCUCCGGCACCAACUGAGGAAGAGCGCAGUAGGAUUCUCUCUGCGAACAGGAGUUUGGGUGCAGAGAAGACUGGUGUUGAAGAUGGGCCAUCGAGUGAGACAGCGAGAACUGCUGUAGAAGAUGGACCACCAGUGGAAACAAUGAGGACUAGUCUUGAAGAAGCGGAAAGGAAUGUUCAGGACAGAAAUGCCCAGAAGAAGGAAUUGAAAGGAAUUGCAUCUGAACACAGGAACAAGUCCGAGACAGUAAAUAGGCCAUCAAGAGAGACAGUGAGGACUGCUGUGGAAGACGGGCCGCCGAUAGAAACAAUGAGGGCUAGUCUGGAAGAAGGGGAGAGGAAUGUCCAGGACAGAAAUGCCCAGAAGAAGGAAUUGAAAGGAAUUGAUCCAAGGAACAAGUCCCAGACAGUAAAUAGGCCAUCAAGAGAGGCAGUGAGGACUGCUGUGGAAGACAGGCCACCAGCAGAAACAAUGGGGUCUAGUCUGGAAGAAGCGGAAAGGAAUGUCCAGAACAGAAAUGCCCAGAAGAAGGAAUUGAAAGGAAUUGUGUCUGAACCAAGGAACGAGUCCCAGACAGUAAAUGAAGAGAGUAAAGCUGAUGUCAGAGGAUCAACUGGAAAAGGGGGUCUGGAGAUGGUUGUUUACUCGCAUGAUAGAAGUCUUAAGAGAAUGCCUUUGGGUGAUCCUGUUGGUUUGGGAUAUGAUGCGGACAGGGUAAUUGUGCAAUGUCUGAUGGCUGCACCAAAUUGUCCAUGGAGGCAGGGGAGAGGGGCUUCAAAAAUUAGUUCAGCUGAAGGUGUGAGUGAAAGCAAGGAAAAGAAACAUGAUUUCACCCCACGAGAGAAGUCUAAACGUGUUUCCAGGACAAAAAAUCACAAAGCAGAUUAUUCGGGAGAAAAAUCUAUGGAGGAGGAAUCAUUAUCUGCUGGAAAGAUGGAUUUUGAAGGAAUAGAGAGUGAAAGCAAGGAAAAGAAACAUGAUUUCACCCCACGAGAGAAGUCUAAAGGUGUUUCCAGGAAAAAAAAUCACAAAGCAGAUUAUUUGGGAGAAAAAUCUAUGAAGGAGGAAUCAGUAUCUGCUGGAAAGACGGCUUUUGAAGGAAUAGAUGUACCAAUAGAUGAGGAUGAGGAGGAUUCUGUUGCUCAUGACGAGGAGCUGCAUAAAAGCUCUCCUGCAGGUAAGAGACUACAUACUUUUGAUGUGAGCUUGCCUCCUUUUGGUCCCAAUAGUUCAAGUUAUGGUGAUGCUCGUAACAAAGUCAGGGAAACGCUACGUCUGUUCCAAGCCAUUUGUAGAAAGCUCUUGCAAGGAGAAGAAGCAAAGUUGAGGCAAGGAGGAUAUACAAAGUUGAGGCAAGGAGGAGAUACAAAGUCGAAGCAGAAAGGACCUACAAGGAUUGAUCUUGAGGCAGCAAAGAUUGUCAGAGACAAGGGAAAAGAAGUUAACACAGGCAAACAAAUUUUGGGACCAGUCCCGGGAGUUGAAGUAGGUGAUGAAUUUCAGUACAGGGUGGAACUUGCUCUUAUUGGCGUUCAUCGCCUGUACCAGGCUGGUAUAGAUUACAUAAAACAGGGUAAAGAUAUUAUUGCGACUAGUAUUGUUGCUUCAGGGGGUUACGCUGAUGACCUUGACAAUGCUGAUGUUUUAAUAUACUCUGGUCAAGGAGGAAAUCCAAGUGGCCCAGAUAAGAAGGCUGAAGACCAGAAGCUUGAAAGAGGAAACUUGGCUUUAAAGAAUAGUAUUUCAUCACAGAAUCCUGUACGAGUGAUCCGUGGAUUCAAAGAGACAAAGGCCUCUAACUCUGAUGCAAGAGCUAAGAUAGUUGCAACAUACACUUAUGAUGGCCUGUACACCGUACAGAGGUACUGGCAGGAACCUGGACAGCAUGGUAAACUGGUUUUUAAGUUUGUGUUACAUAGAAAUCCAGGCCAACCAGAGCUUGCUUGGAAAGAAGUGAAAAAGUCUAAAAAGUUUAAAAUACGGGAAGGUCUUUGUGUUGAUGAUAUAUCAGAAGGGAAAGAGCUCUUUCCUAUUUGUGCUGUGAACCCAAUUGACAAUGAGAAACCCCCGCCAUUCAAUUACAUAGAACAGAUGAUUUAUCCUGUUUGGUACCGGCCUAUUCCACCUAAAGGUUGUGACUGUAUUGAUGGGUGCUCAGAUUCUAAGAAAUGUUCAUGUGUAGUCAAGAAUGGGGGAGAGAUUCCGUACAAUCAUAAUGGCGCUAUCGUGGAAGUGAAGCCCCUUGUUUAUGAGUGUGGUCCUUCUUGCAAAUGCCCUCCUUCUUGCUAUAAUAGAGUUAGCCAGAACGGUAUCAAAAUUCAGCUUGAGAUCUUCAAAACAUUGUCAAGGGGCUGGGGUGUUAGAUCCCUAACUUCUAUUUCAUCUGGAAGUUUUAUAUGCGAGUAUGUAGGAGAGCUUCUUGAAGACAAAGAAGCUGAACAGAGAACUGGUAAUGAUGAGUAUCUGUUUGAUAUCGGGCAAAACUACAGUGACUGUUCUCUUGGUGAUGGACUUCGUACUCUCAAGCCUGAUGCACAGUCAGGUUCUAGUGUGGUUAUGGAGGAGGGUGGCUACACCAUUGAUGCAGCACAAUAUGGAAAUAUUGGGAGGUUCAUCAAUCAUAGUUGUUCCCCUAACCUUUAUGCUCAGAAUGUCAUUUAUGAUCAUGAUGACACGAGAAUGCCCCACAUAAUGUUCUUUGCAGCAGAGAAUAUUCCUCCCUUACAGGAGCUGACUUAUCAUUAUAAUUAUUCAAUAGAUCAGGUUCAUGAUUCCAAUGGAAAUAUCAAGAUAAAGAGGUGCUAUUGUGGUUCAACGGAGUGUACUGGAAGGAUGUAUUGAGGCAUACUGUGGAAAAAGUUUCAAUACUCAAAAAAGCAGGGAUACCUUGUUUUCACUGAAUUUUGCCCCUAACUUCUUAACUUUGAUCAGCCUUUGGUUCUUGUUUGGACGACUAUGCUAUAAUUUAUGGAAGCAAAAAAAAGAAGUUGAAAAACCGGUUUAAGAGAAGUAUUUUUACUGGGACAGAUUCUGAGGAAGUGGUAGAUUGGACGGCUACUGCAGAGCACUGUUCUGAUGUUGAUCAUUUGCAGCACAAAGUAACAUUUGGUUGUAAGUUCUACCUUAGAAGAGUUUAGCUUUUACGAACGAGGUGGACAACUGCCGUCCUGUCGUGGUCAGAUAACCACAUUUUUUAAUUUAUUAAAAAAUGAACUAUCUAUUGUACAUGUCACUUGAUCAGUGAUUUGGGAUAGAAAUCUCAAAAUACUUCGUAAUUUGGCAAAUCCUUUGAACUCUAUUAGAGCUGUUGGAAUUUUUGACCCCGCUGUUCUUGUAAAUUCUGUUUUUUUGGUUUUCCCUUCAAAAAAAAAAAGUAGAAAACCUGAAACAAAGGAAUUUCUGUGCUGGCCUUCCCUUCUUUUUUUUUUUUUUUUGGUUCUCUCCUCUCCUGCCAGUGAAUGAUCUAGCAGUGUUGAGAAUUUGUGCGUAUGAAUCUCUUUGGCAUAAUGCACAGCUGGUUAUUUGUAAGUGUUUUUGCAUUGCAAUCUUUAUGUCCUUUAGCAGCAAGGAAAUGUUCUUUGUGUGUGUGUCUGCGCGUGCGCGCGCGGAACUGUUAGUUUAUUCAAUGGGAGAAUGGGAUAUUAUAUCUUUUUGCAUUCA
Messenger RNA from Cornus florida, 4588 nucleotides. RefSeq lists its product as uncharacterized. The record is from RefSeq and is a predicted model, not a curated record. The transcript has 3 exons. Lineage: Eukaryota; Viridiplantae; Streptophyta; Magnoliopsida; Cornales; Cornaceae. Gene Ontology annotation, cellular component: nucleus. The coding region runs from base 230 to 3769 and encodes 1179 amino acids. Gene Ontology annotation, molecular function: protein binding; histone methyltransferase activity; zinc ion binding.